AUGCAGUUUUGCGGCGCCUGCUUCUGCACAGGUUCGGCAUUCGGCUCGUCGUCUGAGCUUCUGGGCAGGCUGCCGCCAGCACGGCCGACUGCUUCAAGAGCACUUCCGGAGGCGAGCCCAGAGAGCCCAGUGAGCCGGGCGAACGGGAUCUUAUCGGUGCCUUUCAGGCGCCGCUGGGGAGCGGUCGCCAUUGCUGCAGCUUUGGCGGCCAAACGACGUGCCCGAGCUGCCAGCCCUGUGCUGUCCGUGGUGGAGAAAUCGCCGCUGGACAACCGCGAGUACAAGCCCAUCACGUUGCGCAACGGGCUGCGUGUGCUUCUCUGCUCCGACCGAGCUGCCGACCGUGCGGCCGCAGCUCUUGAUGUUCAUGUUGGAUACUUCAAUGAUCCGCCAGAAGUACAAGGUUUAGCCCACUUCUGUGAGCACAUGCUCUUUCUUGGUACGGAGCAAUUCCCAGAAGAGAGCAGUUUCGACGCUUAUUUGACUGCGAACAGCGGUUUCUCUAACGCCUUCACGGAGGCCGAGGACACAUGCUUCUUUUUCAGCUGCAGCACUGCCGGCCUUCGGUCCGCUCUGGAGCGCUUUGGAACAUUCUUUCAGAAGCCUCUCUUUACGGCCAGCGCGACCGAGAGAGAGGUCAACGCUAUCAACAGCGAGCACUUGAAAAAUGUGCCGAACGAUGUUUUUCGCAUGGGACAGGUCCUAAACAAUCGGGCCAAUCCUGCGCACCCAUAUCACCGAUUUGGGACAGGCAACAUCAAGACUUUGCUGGAAGACACGGCCGCUGAAGGAGUUGACCUCCGAGGCGAACUCCUGCGCUACUAUCGCCGCUUCUACAGAGCUCCGCUCAUGACGUUGUGUAUCCUCGGCGACGAAUCCCCAGACGUGCUCGGAAGAUAUGCCGAACAGUACUUUGGGGGAAUUCCUGGUCUUGCUGAAGGUGAGAUACUUGAUCCUCCGGCAGCCUAUGAAGACCAGCCGCCUUUCUUGCCGGAAGCUUUCGAACAAGGCAUCGAAGCUGUCCCCAUCGCCGAUGCUCGCGAGCUGCAGGUAGUGUUCCCGGUGCCGUUUGCACCGGGCAACACCCGCAGAGUCGAAGCAGAAGAAGCACCGCCUGCUCCGACGCGCGGUAGCAUGUCUGUCGAGAGCUGGCGGUGGUACAAUCCCGCCUCUCAUGUCGGAUCCGUGCUUGGUCACGAGGGUCCGCACAGCCUUUGCGCGCUCCUGCGGCGAAGAGGCUGGAUCACAGAGCUCGAUGUGAGUGGUUCCGACGAGACUAGCACUUUCGCAGUACUGGUGGUCUCGAUGGAGCUUACGGAGGAAGGCUUAGAGCACAAGGACGAGAUUCUAGAGCUGCUCUUUGGCUACCUGAACUUUCUACGGAACCUGCCGGCGUGGCCACAGGAGCUCCUAUCCGAGAAUUUGCGGCUCUCCGAUGCUGCUUGGGCGAGCCGUGAGACGGAUGGCCCCAUGAAUGCUACUGUGGAGCUGGCGGGCAACAUGCAGGCUUGGGCCUUUCCGCGAGACUAUGUUCGGGGCAACAACCGGCUUCGCAAUGGCCAAGGUCUGUCAGGCACCGUGGACGCUUUGCUGCAAUACCUGCGGCCGGACAAUGCGAUCAUCACGGCAGUGUCUCGAAAAUUCGAGGAUGCAGGAAAUGCCGUGGAGCCAUGGUAUGGCACCCGGUUUCGGAUGCGUCCGCUAGCACAGCAGCCGCGCUGGCUGCGAGUUCCUGCAGCGCCAGGCUUAGGCCUGCCAGAUCCGAAUCCCUUCUUGCCGCGCAACCUCGAGCUCAAGGCGCUCAAGUCGAAGCCAUCUUCCAAGAAUGCGAUCGUAUUGCCCGAGAGCAAGAUCGAGAAAGUCUGGGAGGCUUUCUUUACGCAAGACACCGAGUAUGGCGUACCCAAAGCCUUUGCCUUCAUCGAGCUGCGGACAAAGCUUCCGCGGAGCAGCGCUCGCGCUGCAGUUUGUGCACGAAUCUACGAAUCCAUGUUUCGACAAGCGUUGCAGGAAACCCUGCUUUAUGAUGCGGAGGUGGCAGGGCUUACCUUCGCCUUCAGCACCUCCAUGCGUGGAGUCGAGCUCUUCUUCGGCGGCUUCGACGAUCGCCUUUCAGACUUUGCAUCGACAGCGCUGGGAGAGCUCCUGGCCUUCGAUGUGGCGAAGAACGCACAAGGCUUCCGCGCACAGGCAGACCUGCUACAAAGAGAGCUGGAGUCUGUCGACACGCAGGAGCCAUUCAGGCAAGCCUCCUAUUGGUCAGGUUUGGCAACUCUUGUGGACGAAAUCUCAUUCAAGGAGCUUCAAGCAGCGCUGGUCGGGCUGAGGGCUUCGGACGUGGCGACCUUUGCAUCGGCACUUUGGGCAUCUCCUGUGGUGGGCCUCUCGCUCUGCGAGGGCAAUUUACGCCGAGAUGAGGCCGACAGCUUGAUCUCGAACGUGAGGAACCUGCUAAAGUCCGAGAACUUUGUCGCCGCACCCGAAUCUGAGUGGCCAGUGCCGCGUGUGGCCAAAGUGCCUGUGAACAGCUUUGGCCAGGGCGUGGUCCUGCUUCACCAGAUCACUGACUCCACCGAGGAGAACUCUGCCGUGGAGUUGAGCUUUCAAGCUGGCAGCACUCGAAGCGGUUCUGCUGAAGACUUGAAGCGGCUGUCCGAGCUGCAGGUCCUCUCAGCAAUCCUCAGCGACGAGUUCUAUGAGGAACUGCGUGCGCGUCAGCAGCUGGGCUACGUCGUCAGCUGCCGUUUGGACCGGGGAGAAGGGGCCUUCAGACUCGUCUUCCUGGUGCAAGGAGCCGUGUUGGGCCCCAUGCAGGUUCUCGAUAGGAUGGACGCCUUCAUCAAAAGUGGGAUGAGCCUGAUCGACGCAAAGUCAGAGCAGGACAUAGCGGCGCUGGCUGACUCGCUGGCCCAGGCCCGGCUGGUCCGACCGCAGCAACUCCUCGAAGCCAGCCAGCGGCGAUGGAUCGAGAUCUGCAGUCGGUCCUUCCUCUGGCAGCGUCGGCUGGAGGAGGCGCUGGCCCUGAAAGCCGUGUCCAAAGAAGCUGUCGUAGAGGCCUUUCAGCGUUGGCUGGCGCCUGGCGGAUCCGAGCGGCGACGUCUGGUCUCAAUUUGUGGUCCUGCCAAAGCGCUCCCCACCGCUGACCAGCUGGAGAGCAAGGGUGCUCAGGUCAUCAAAGAUCCCCAAAGCUUCGCGCGGCAGCAGUCGCAAUGGCCGGCCCUGCCUGUGCGCAGCAAAGCAUGA
This is a messenger RNA of Symbiodinium sp. CCMP2456, 3243 nucleotides long. NCBI's taxonomy places the organism in Eukaryota, Dinophyceae, Suessiales, Symbiodiniaceae. The record is from the annotation of a GenBank genome assembly.